Molecule: messenger RNA, 1174 nt
Organism: Panicum virgatum (switchgrass)
Lineage: Eukaryota; Viridiplantae; Streptophyta; Magnoliopsida; Poales; Poaceae
Product: peroxygenase-like
Exons: 4
Coding region: 42-947 (301 amino acids)
Molecular function (GO): calcium ion binding; monooxygenase activity
Source: RefSeq, a predicted model, not a curated record
UACCUUAGCUUUGUCCCACGAAACCCCACGGAGAAGAGCAGAUGCAGGGGGCGGCGGCGACCAAGCAGUCACGGAAGGCCGACCGCGGCGCGGCGGGGACGGAGGGGAGCAAGGGCGACGGCGCCAAGGUCGCGGCGGCGGACAUGGUGAGGAGCGACGGCGGCGACAGGGCCGGGGACACGAAGGGCGACGCGGCCGGCGGCGGAGACAAGGGCGCGUUCCACGGCAUGUCGGCCGUGGAGGCGAAGGACUCGCAGACCAUCGUGGCGCUGCAGUCGCCGGUGACCGUGAUGCGCCCCGUCCGCGGCGACCUGGAGGAGCACGUCCCCAAGCCAUAUCUGGCGCGAGCCCUGGCGGCGCCGGACAUCUACCACCCGGACGGCACGACGGACGGGCACGGGCACCACCACAUGAGCGUGCUGCAGCAGCACGUCGCCUUCUUCGACCGCAACGACGACGGCAUCAUCUACCCCUGGGAGACCUACCAGGGAUGCCGCGCGCUCGGGUUCAACCUGCUCAUGUCUCUCCUCAUCGCGCUCGUCGUCAACGGGACCAUGAGCUACGCGACCCUGCCCGGCUGGCUGCCGUCUCCUCUGUUCCCGAUCUACGUCCACAACAUCCACAAGAGCAAGCACGGCAGCGACUCCGGGACCUACGACAACGAGGGCAGGUUCAUGCCGGUGAACUUUGAGAACAUGUUCAGCAAGUACGCGCGCACGUCCCCGGACCGGCUCACCUACCGGGAGCUGUGGUCCAUGACCGAGGGCUUCAGGGAGGUGUUCGACUUGUUCGGCUGGUUCGCGGCGAAGCUGGAGUGGACGAUCCUGUACGUGCUGGCGCGGGACGAGGAGGGCUUCCUGGCGCGGGAGGCCAUGCGGCGCGUCUACGACGGCAGCCUCUUCGAGUACGUGGAGAGGCAGCGCGCGCAGCACGCCAAGAUGUCCUAGGCUCCCUGCUGCCGUCUCCCAGCUCGAGACGCGAGGUGGAAGCGCAGCGAUCUGAACCCGUGUAGGUGUAGCUAAAGCUAGGACCCGGAUCCGCCCGUGGCCGGCUUUCUCUGAGAUCCGGAUGUGAAUAACCGUGGGCGGCGUCGGAGCAUGUACUCGUCGUCGUCGUCGUCGUUCGACCUCAAUAAUGCAGGAGUUCGCCGGGGAUUUCCGGGUUCGCCGGCCGA